ACAAAGUCAGUUGCGGCUCUAUUAACUUCUACAAACGGAUUCCUUCACAGUGCGCGAGAUCACCUCUCGCCUCUGUGUGAAAAAGCAACAACAGAAGAAAAAGGUUAGACAAAACCCUCCAUGACUUCAUGCAACAACAGUGAGGCACGUGUUUGUGUAUGCUAGGGGUGAAAAUGUCCAAUAUGUAGAUGCAAUACGUCAAAGACUAACGGCGACGGGAAGUCCCACGUCCAUUGAAACUAGUGACGUCACAAAUGCCCAAGGACCCCGGCACUUGACCGGCACGACGUCUGCACGCCUCUGCUUCAUAAAAGAAUCGACCUAUACCACACGUGCCGAUGCUGAUCCGACGGCGUACCUGGGCUCCGGCAGGAUAAUCUUCUUGCUGGCCCUGGCGGCGGGAGUCGACUUGCUCUUCUCCAUCGCCAUCAAGUAGCUGACAUCGGCCAGCACAGCCUCCAGAUCCGCCAUCUUCACUCGCUCGAGGCUCGUUCGCCAACAACGCCAGAUGGGAGCACCAUCAACCGCCCGGGUCGCUGAUGGUGGUGGUGCCGCAGCAGCCUGUGAUGGGGCUUCUGCCUUCGUGCGUGCGAAAGUGAGCGUGCGGACGCCGCCUCACGGUGUCAUAGUGCCGCUGGCUGGCUUCAGCAAAGGUUCAAUCGGUGAUCUCGUAAUCCCAUUAAGCGCCCCGAGGGAUCCCCCCGGCUCGAUGCGGCAUCUACGUCCCCCUCCCCGCGAAGACGAGCGAGCGAGCGAGCGGGAGCCUUCACAUGCAGCGGAGAGGAGUCCUCCGGAUGCCGCUGCUCGCUCUUUCGCCCGCGUCCGCAAGAUUCUUGUCGCAAUGCAAAUGUCUCCUGGCGAGCAAACACAAACCAACCAGCUUCGUUUGCAUUCCACGCAAUUCGCGCGCGCGCACGCACGCCAGCCGAGGCGCGAUCCCACUCCCAGUCCCGUUCCAAGUCCAAGUCCCAGUCCCGACGAUCAGCUACUGUGAGCGGAGACGACGAGGCCGCUUGCCGCUGAUGUCCUCCGGUGCUAAAUGCUAACAACGUUCCUUAGCCAGCAACAAAUUGUCAAUAAAGUUGAACGGGGAGGGGGGAAAAAAACAACAACGAGGUAGCCCUGUGGCUAACGGGCUAGGCUAGCGAGCUAGCCGGCAGGUUGACGUGUGCCGCUCCGGAGGGGAAGUCGAGCAGCUUCACUUCCCCAAAAAACGGACGAGUCGCUGGCUUCCGAGGCCGCGCUAAACGGGCCCAGGGGCUUCCGUGGCGGCGGCUCGCGGAGUUUCGGCUUUAGGGGAGCCCCCUCCUCUCGUCGUCGUCGCCGUGGGAACCAGUGCGGGGGGCGAGGAAGAAGCCACGGGCGGGGAAAGGGGAGAGGGGCCCGCGGCCGGUCAGGCAGCUAGCCAGCCGGGGAGCAGCGCUUUUCUUCCGCGAGAAAGAGCAGAAACGGGCGGAUGGCCGCACCGAGGCCGUGUCGGGCGGGCGGGCGCGGAAGCCAACAGGGGAUACGGGGGGCUCCUCGCGAGCGCUUCCGUGCGUGCUGGCGGAGCCUCCGUCCGGAAGGCGGCCUGACACCGACGCGAUGGCUUGCAGGAAGGCUGCCUCGGUGGCUUUCUCUCCUCCUCGGCUCGAAGCUUUCGGUGACGGCGGCUUUCGUUUGUGUUUUUGUCGAGUUUUGCUGGAUUGCGCUGCACUCGCCUCGGCUGGCUCCACUUCCUCCCACUGCGGCGAGCGGGAGAGGCCGACAAAACCCGGAGCGGUGGAGCCGGAACCGGAGCCAAAGCGACUCUCGCCAAAUGUGUCAUGUUGCCGUGCGCUCGCCACUCUGGAUUGGAAACAUUAUUUGAUUACGUCACUUUAAAAAAAAAUGUAAAAUCCAAGUUGAUGUUGUGAACGCUGUGCGGUAAGCGUUGAUGAGGCCUUUGUCAUCCGAGUUAGCAGCACUCUUUUACGUUCCAGAAAUAAGCAACAAAACACAGGAUGACCCUAUUUGCGAACCCGUGAGGGACAAAAAAAUUUCAACGCCAAAUGAACUGUUGGCAAAAAAAAUUUUGCCAGUCAAUGUGGAUAAUUUUUCAAACAAUAAAUGUCUGCAAACGAUCAAUCGAUGUUAAGGCAGUUGCUAAAAAUCUAAUAGUUUUUUAAAGGCCACCAAAGUCAAUGAUCGUCAGGCACGUGCAUGUGCACCUGCUCCUUUGCCCCUACAUGCCCAAAGUGCCAACUGUGCAGACACGACACCGAAAACUCCUUAAAAAAAAAAAAAGGCGUCUGUCUGCCACUAAGCCGCCGCAUAACACCCUCCACCCUGCACGUUGUUCCUCUUUGACCUGGGUGUGUGAUGGUGAGGAGUCUGAGGACAUGUGGUGGUUGGAAACGGUGUUACCCUUAUAAACCGUGUUUGAGCAAAUAGUGAAAAUUCUUACACCAGGUUAAAGUGGGGAUUUAAAAAAAAAAAAUCUGUAAUUUUCUCUUAUAUAGUUUUCUACUUUAGUAAUUAAUAUCCAUGUGUGUCUACUCUGAAUAGGCAGCCAUAUUUGUCUGUUCCCUUCACAACGUUAUCUAGAAGGUACACAUCUUAAGGUUAAGUUCUCGUUUUCAUCUCAAUUUAAUGUUUGCAAUUCGUCCCUUUUUUCAUUUUCUGUGAUUCCGGUGUUUCUAUGGAUCUUAAUGUGAUAAUUUGGUAAUUCCAUUUCUUUGUAUUAUGUAGUUAAAUGUAUAUUUUUUAUUGUUCCUGCUAAUCACCCUUGUUAAAUGCUCUGUCUUCUCUCUUUCUUCACAACGUUAUUGAGAAAGAAAGAAAGAAAGAAAGUUUUCAAAAUAAAAGCGACCGGACAAUCUGAUUUAUUAAAUUUAAGAUUUAUAUUUUAUUAUGUAGAUAUGCCUCGUAUGGAAAGGUUGAGGGAUAAAAAAAGGAGCUGGAUGAGGCUGUUAAAGGCAGUGGAUCCCUCAUCAGCUGGGUGAAGAGCACAAUAGGUAAGAAUAACAGUUUGCAAAGAUAUUCAGGUAUAAAAUCCAACAAUUAUACACACAAUUACAAUGUUAUUGUUCUAUAACAUUUUAUGUAAUUACUUUAUUAAUCAUUUGGUGCUAUAGUUGUCAAAUAUGGAUAAUAAUAAAAUAAUAGUUUUGGAAAAAAACUGCUGAAGGUGGCUCAGUGAACAUCUGAUGUGGUUUGUUCUCAGAUAAACAACAAGUUGAGGUUUUGAUAUAGAGGUUGAAAGAAGAAAAUAGGCAAAGACUGACUGAGUCACAGCCAGAAAGUGUUGAUGACAGUGUUGAUUUCUAUUCGCUAUUCACAGCCAAGUAUGCUGUAAUACUGGUUAAACUUGAAGUUAUGUUGUUGUAAGGUCUAUUAAAUUCAUAUUCAUUUGCCCCUUUUGAUCUAUGAGCACCUGCCCCUCUAUUGGUAUCUGCACGGUCCUGUUGAUCGUACACUGUAUCGAUUCUCAAUAUCCUUUUUACUAUCGGCAUUUCUACAGCGAUAUCUUGGAUUGUUUUGGUCAAAGUUGCAAAGUGCCCGGAUACUCGGCAAAGGUUAUAUAAACCAAACAGGAGGGUGCCGGAAUGACUCUGUCGCCGACAGUACAGGGACCCGAGCGAGCGUCGGGGGCUCAGUCGGCCCGUCCUGGUGCGCUCUCCACAGGACUCCCCGCCAACCUUGCGCUCCCGGAGAUGUUAGAAAAUUGUGCGAGUUCUGUUAUUCUGUUGAAAGAAAAUUCUACACCAAAGUUUGAGUUUUAUGUUUCAAUUUCAUUUGAUAUUUCAUUCAUUUAAUUGUUCUUUUAUUUGAUAGUGACACGUUGCUUCAUGAUGAGUUAAGGACGGAAGAAAGCACUUUUGGGCAAUUUGCAUUGGGAGAGAGAGAGAGAGAGAGUGCUGUUGACAUUUUAUAUUUUCUUGAAAAAAAAUAUGUUAUAAAAAGUUUAUUGAGAGAUUUGCCAAGGACACGUUCAUUCUGGUCAAUGACCAUCCGAGAGCCGCGUUGUCAUGUUUAACAAAGACAUUUUUAUUGCGAUGGAGGGUCGGGCCGAGGUCGGCCAUCUUCCGAGCGGGGGGUACGGAGAAGCCAUUUUGGCGGGUCGCGUCGACUACUGCUGGAUGCGCCUGAUGGACUGGAUCUGCGGCGUCUGGCAGUGCGAGCCAAACUCCUUGAAGUGUUUGUACUCGCCGCAGUGGCGGUCGCACUCCACGAUGUACUGGUAACCACGGUAACCAGGGUACUGGUAGCACACAAAGCUGUCGACAGACGGCAGGGUGGCAAAUUAGGGGAGACAAAAAGCGGGUCGGCCUACCGAGUGUUUUUCUACUCAGGGGUCGGCAUUGGGGCCACUCACGCGCCAGACUGGACCUUGAGGGAUCCCACCUCGUUGUUGCACCAGCCCAUUGCUUGCAAGGAAGGGUAGUCGUCGCUCAGCUCGCCCUUGCGAGCCAGGAAAUUCUCGCGCUCAAAGAUGGUCAUGCGGCACUCCCGGUGGUUCUGCCAUAGAGAGAGGUCACGAGUGCGUGCGCCCAUCGGGGUCAGUCGGGGCUGUCACGGAGGGGCCCGAGCGCGCGAGACAGGGUAGAGCUUGCUUUGGGAGACGUUACGUCUCGUGGGCGCUAGCGACUCACCGCGCAGGCCACGGGCCUGAAGGAGGUCAAGCGCUCCACAUGGUAGGCGUUGCUGCCACCGAAGGCGUCGCACUGGGGGUACUCGCCCCGCUCCAGAACAAAUUGCUGCCCCUGGAAGGAAGCGUGCUCGUAGCCCACCCAGCUGCAAAAGAGGAAGAAGGGAAGCCGCGCCCCACCCCCGUCAGGGUGCGCCUUCACCCAUGCCAACGGUUAUCCGCGCGCACACUCACGCGCCGCUCUCCACGCGCAAGGAGCGCACCGUCUCCAAGCCCAAGUCCAUCACGUUGACGCAGUCCGAGGUGAACUCGUGACGCCGGCCCUGGAAACACUCCUCGUCGAAAACCACGAUCUGCCGCGGAGACCGCCUCGUCAACUUCCUCGUGGAACGGCGCGGCAAGCGUCCCGCUAGCUAGCAGAGUUUGUCACUCACCUUCCAGUGGCCGGAGAACUUGGUGCAGUGGUGCGUCAUCUUGUCUGUGAGGACACGCCACACGUUGGUCACGCACGACACGUGGUUAUUAGACCUUCUACGACACGCUUCCAAAUGUUAUUUAUGGUUUAGCGCGAUUUGAUGUUCUAGGAUGCCGUCCCACGGUUUGGGAAAAGUCACUGUGGUGCAGAUGACACCCAGCUCCGGCUCACUAGCCCGCUCUUGUGCCCGCCUCCCUCCGAAUAAACCUCAGGUUGAGUCCAAACUCCCUUAAAUCAAAGCUAACAAAAUUAAGCUCCCCGUGGCCUGUCCAGCCCAAAUUGAUCGUUUCUCAAUCAGCCCAGGGCAAGAGCCAGGGCGUCAUCAUUCUGAGGCCGCGUCCGCGAGAAUACCACCUACUCCCAUCACAGACCUUCGCCCCAUGCUGCCACCCGCCUCCCAAAUCAGGGUCGAGCUCCUUUGGCGCCAGGGACUCACCUUGCCGCGAUGCUCUUUGGCGCCGGUAAGAGAGAGUGAGAGCGGCGGGGUGCCGCCCUCUCUUUUAAAGCCUCCCCUGGAAGGGGGGCCACAGCAAAAGGCCCCGCUCAGCAAGAGGGGCGGCCUCUGUUUUUAUUGUUUUCCCCCGCCCCUGACCAAAGCGGCUCUAAUCCGUGCGGACGCCACAUUACGAGGGAGAGGGCGCUUGCGAGUCAAAGCAAAAACAAUCAUCGCUACAGCGGCAAACCGGAAAUGGGGUCAUUCUCUUCUCAAGGGGCUGGCGCUUUACUUGACCUCGAGGCUUUCUAGUAAUGACCGAGGUAUCAGAGGCUACUCGUACCGCACUUAAGAACUAGCGGGAAAGACAACCUUGAAGCCUCGCUUCAAGCCAGCGUCGUUAUGGCGCUAAACGCAAAUGUUGGAUUGCGGACAGAUUAGCGGGGGAUGGCAUGGUCCCGUUCAAAGACAACGAGCAAGCGCUAAGACGAUUUCGCACGUGGCGACCGAACCGGAGGCGCGAGCCCAUAGACCGAAAUGGAGUUUACGCCCAAAUGUGUUGCUGUGCCGUCUGGCGCUCGAAAUUUGUUGGCCGCGUCCAGGCUGCCGCAGAUUUGGGAAGGCCUUCGCCUGUGCGCCAAUUUGGGAUUUCCCUUUACAAAACCAGACGUUCUUUAUCUCUAGAUAAUGACGAAAGAAGGCGUCACCUCCAUCUUCAAAGUCAUCAAUCAUCUUUCAAUGCAGUGAAUUAAUUUCAGUCCAAUUAAACAUGACCGUGUAUACAGAAAGGCCCCUCAAACUCUGGUUUCACUUUCACUCCUUCUGUUUUUUAGGGUCUUUUCUUCUCCUGCUUUAUAUUUUGGUGCGUCAAAGUCAAUUUAACUCUGAGCUACACUUAGUUCUGCAUCCCUGUCGUCUUCCUAUCCUGCUAACGGCCGAAGAUCGAGCUUCCGACUGAAGGAAUGGAACCCGGGUUUUCGCUAUAAACAAUCGGGCCGACGAGGUCUUUUCAUAUCAGUCGUGAAGGUUGUUUGCUAUUUGUGCUGUUGAAAGUUGGAGGAUCCUAAAGCGGAUAUUCUCACAGUGCCUAUAAAUGCAGGGCGGUGGCCGGGAACGUGACCGACGCCGACGAGCCCGCUUCCACGCCACACGCACUCAGCCCGCCCUCGCCAUGUCUCAAACCGCCAAGUCCGCUUCCGGCCAGGGCGCCGACGCCAAGGACAACAAGGGAGGAGCGCCAGCCGCCUCUAGCAAGGCCACCAAGACCGGCGAGCCCAGCCUUGGGACCUUCAAGCUGACGCUGUUCGACCAGGAGAACUUCCAGGGCCGCUCACUGGAGUUGGAGAGUGAAUGCUUGGACGUCUGCGAGAAAGGCCUGGAGCGAGUGCGCAGUAUCAUCGUGGAAAGCGGCCCCUUCGUUGCCUUCGAGCAGACCAAUCUCCGAGGGGAGAUGUUCAUCUUGGAGAAGGGAGAGUAUCCUCGCUGGGACACCUGGAGCAACUCAUACCGCAGCGACUGCCUCAUGUCACUCAGGCCCAUCAACAUGGACAGCUCGGAGGCCAAAAUCUGCUUGCACGAGCUAUCUGACUUCAAGGGCAACAAGAUGGAGAUCCAGGAGGACGACGUGCCCACCCUGUGGGCGCACGGCUUCGGCGACCGAGUGGGCAGCGUGAAGGUCCCGGGCGGAACGUGGGUGGGCUACCAGUACCCGGGGUACCGAGGCUACCAGUACCUGCUGGAGAGCGGCGACUACCGGCGCUGCGAAGACUUCUCGGCCGUCCAGCCUCAGAUCCAGUCGGUACGGCGCAUCCGCGACUCGCAGUUCCACCAGAGGGGGUCCCUGGCCCUGGCGCCCGCCGCCGGCACCAAGUGAGACGGACCGCCUCGCAAGCCCGCCCCUUUUUACUGCCCUCUUCCGGGAGAUUGGCCGUCAUCUCGGUUCGCUGACUUUUUAUGCUGCGAAACAAUAAAGCUUGGGGGGAAAAAACCCCUCAAAAACACAUGGAUGACGGCCAACGGGUUUUGUUUCCGAUGCCGCCUUGCGCGUGAGGCCCUU
Molecule: messenger RNA, 7573 nt
Organism: Corythoichthys intestinalis (scribbled pipefish)
Lineage: Eukaryota; Metazoa; Chordata; Actinopteri; Syngnathiformes; Syngnathidae
Gene: crybb1
Product: crystallin, beta B1
Exons: 7
Coding region: 6611-7390 (259 amino acids)
Biological process (GO): visual perception; lens development in camera-type eye
Molecular function (GO): structural constituent of eye lens
Source: RefSeq, a predicted model, not a curated record